AUAGAGAGCAUCGCUGUGAAGAGCAGAAGAACUUUCUGUAGGGCGACUGAUUUGAGGAUGGGUAUAAAGCAAGCACUCUGGUGGAUGGUGGUGUGUGUUGUGGUGCUGCAGGUGAGCUCUCAGCACUGGUCUCAUGGUCUCAAUCCUGGAGGAAAACGUGCCGUGAUGCAGGAGAGCGCUGAAGAAAUCCCGAGGCGCUCCGGAUACCUGUGUGAUUAUGUAGCUGUUUCACCUCGGAAUAAACCCUUCAGACUGAAAGAUCUGUUGACGCCUGUCGCUGGGAGAGAAAUUGAAGAGUAAGAUGAAUAACAAAACUCAAAAUCCUCAAUAAAAUGUUUCACAUGU
This is a messenger RNA of Clarias gariepinus (North African catfish), 345 nucleotides long. Its product is annotated as progonadoliberin-1-like. Bases 58 to 300 code for a protein of 80 amino acids. Gene Ontology annotation, cellular component: extracellular region. Lineage: Eukaryota; Metazoa; Chordata; Actinopteri; Siluriformes; Clariidae. Gene Ontology annotation, molecular function: hormone activity. Gene Ontology annotation, biological process: multicellular organism development. The transcript has 4 exons. The record is from RefSeq and is a predicted model, not a curated record.